UAUUGCUGUGCUCUCUAAAUGUCGAUGCACGACAUCAGCAGGUUGCCUUCGUUAUCGGUGUAGCGCUGACAUUUGUACUGUACUGGGGAAUAACUGCUAACCUUAGAGCUGGAGACAUUCUGAAAAUAAAGUGCUUUCUGAGAACGUAAACAUGAGAUAUUGAAUAAUAAAUCUAAUGAUCAAUUUAAAUGGAUCACUCAUGCAUUACUGUGUAUUACAGUGGGAUUAUAACAAAACCCUCACAAUACACCAAGCCAAGGGUUGAACAGUAAUAAGAAAGGGAAAUGUUUCCAUUUUCCCAGGGGUUUAAGUUUUAAUCAUUCCUGUAAUACUGCGAGACCAUUUUAGUUUCCUUAUUGUUUUCCCCCAUUUCUCCCGAGGCCAAAUGUUUUAUUUCAUUUUAUUCAAAAAAUACUAAUAUUCUCAUUUCGCAUUCCUCUUAAUUAAUUCUCGAAGCCUAUUGUAUUCAAUAUGAAAGGGAGACAAAUGUAAUGACUAACGUUUUAGUAACUUUCUUUUAUGCAAUGCUAGAGCUUAAAAUUAUACAAGAUUGUAACUAAUCUCUUUUCAUUUCAGACUCUUUACAUUGGCCACUUACUGCGCGAGGACUCAGGAACAAAAAUGAGAAGCGAACAUUUAUUCGUCGAAAGAUACAAAUCAAAGGGGCACCCAAAACAGUCGUCGUGACCGUAAAUGGCCAGCGGGUUGACACAAAUUCUGGUGGCACAACAUCGCCUGUUCAACCACUGCCAGUUCCAUUGCCUGGAGCGAAUCAUCCUAUUAACCUUCAUAUCAAUCUCAAUAGAAAACAUUUCGAAGGAAACAUCGUCGGUCAGCGAAAACAGCCUAUAAUAAUCGCUCGCCCAAAUCCUCCUCGACCAAUAGUGAUUCCAAUUCCGAUGCCAGCACAAACGCAACCUCCUCAGCCAGUAAUAUUACCAGCUCCACUUCCUCCUCCUCUUCCACCUGCUCCCAUCCUCCCAGCACCCAUGCCCCCACCCUUGCCAGUUCCCAUUCCAGUUCCGGCGCCAGCACCACCUCCGGAUAAAGAAGACUCUGACCUUGCCAGCAUCCUGCAGACAGCUGCUCUGUUAAACACGCUUGGAAAAAAGGAGGAAAGUCGUCCAAAGAUAAUACCAGUUAUGCAGCCAUUUAUUCCCCCUAUGGCGUAUCAGCCACCUUUUAUGGGAUAUCCACCUGGCAGGAACCUAAAUCAAGGAUAUCAGGGAUACCCGGCCGGUGGAAAUCCUAAUCAGGGAUAUCCGGCAGGUGGAAAUCCUAAUCAGGGAUAUCCGGCAGGUGGAAAUGAAAACCAGGGAUAUCCAGCUGGUGGAAAUCCUAAUCAGGGAUACCCGGCGCGUGGAAAUGAAAACCAGGGAUAUCCGGCGGGUGGAAGUCCAAAUCAGGGAUAUCCAGCUGGCGGAAAUCAAAACCAGGGAUAUCCGGCUGGUGGAAAUCAAAACGCAGCAGUCGCACCAGCUGCAAAUAAUGGCUCUCCUUUAGCGGGAUUAAAUGGAAUCCUGCCUUUAUUACUUCCCUUCAAUUGCCGUUGUGGAUGCGAAAGAAGGUGUCCAGAUUUAUGUAAUCUUUGCAAAGGUGGUGUUGACGAGGAGAUCAUUGACACGUUAGAGUGUUGCAAGACACAACCGUGCUCUUGUUUAAAUGCUGGAGCGGGUACGACACAACCAGCGGCAGUGGCAGCCCCAUUAGCGGCAGGAGCAGUAGUAGCCCCAAUAGGAGCCCCAGGACCUCCAGUGGCCUCUCAACCUCAACGAGGAACUGCAUUACCAACACCCGCAUCCGCCCCAGCCCAACCACAGCCUAUUCAACAGUCAUAUCCUUCUUUACUCCCGUCUCAACCUGUUGCCGUGCCUCCUCUUCCCCCAUUAGGGCAAGUCAAUCCCGUCUCUCCAUUACAACCUGCAUCAGCGCCACCACUUCCAUCCCAACCCGCCUCAGCGCCACCACUUGGAGCACCUCCUCAACCUUUACCAUCUGGCCCAGGACCUCCAGUUUCUUCACCCGGGCUGCCACUUCCCCUUCCGCCGAAGCCGGAGAUAACUCCUCCUGCAGCAGAGAUUACUCCUCCGAAACCAGGACGCGUUCCACCAAAGCCGGAGAUUCCAGUUCCCGGCCCCCCUGGAUCACUUACUCCACCCAAGCCAGAAAUCCCAGUCCCCGAGGCGCCCAGUUCAGGUGUCCCUCUGAAGCCAGAAACUCCAAGCCAGGGACCAAUUCCCGAGACAGGAACAAAACUUCCACCUAGACCUGGAAUUGGAGGACCUGAAAGAGGACCAGGAAAGCAAUCAUCAUCUACUACACCGGGAUCGUCAAGUCCUGAAGGUCCAGGCCCCCCAGGCUCAUUGGUUGCUCCUCCACCAGAUAGCACAGGUCCUAUCCAGCUUCCGUCUUUACCACCUUUACUACCUGGUGAACCGGGGCCCAGUGCUCCUGCUGCUCCUAAUCCAGUAGCACCUCUUCCAGCUGCGCCUACCCCGACCGUCGUACCGCCGCUCCCUCAGCUACCACUGCCGAAGACAGCUUAUCCUGCUCCUCCGGCACCUCCUCAGGUAUUUAUCAUCAAGGAAAAUAGCGUUUCUGCAAACGAUCCAGAAGACAGCAAGAGUGCAGAGGCACUCGAUAAUUUAAGCCAGUCGUUCGAGAAUGCGUUCACGAAGGCUCUUAAGUCUCAACGAAAGAAAACUAAGCUGCACCAUAAACCUCGUAGAGGGCGUGUUAAUCAAAAGCCAGAGGAAAGAGAAAAUUUGGAUUCAGAAGACGAAGCGACCGAGAACGAAGAGAACGAGGACGACGAGGAGAAGGUGCAGUUUUAUGGCGGCUCACGAGGAGAUUUCGAAGACGAUGAUUUAAAUGAAGACAGUGAUAUCAGUCGAAAAAAUGACAAUGACGAUGACGACGAUAGUGAGGAUGAUAAUGAUAUUGAUCAGAAUAAGGCGGAUGAAGAGCCGCCAUAUGACUUGGACCAACCUCGCUAUUCUCAUUCUCGGCCAUCUUACGAGGACGACGAGCACCAAGAUUCGUCGAGACACGACCAAAACGAUCAGGCACGGAAAAGGAAAAAAUAUUUAGUCCUCGAGCAGUAUGGUAAAAAUGAGGACCUGAGUGAUAAAAAGGCAGAUAGGCACCAGCUGUCAUAUGGUCGCUCUGAAAAUGCAUUUUCCAAUCGAUAUUUUGAACGUCAAGGUUUUGACACUCAUAGAGAAAAACACCCAACACUCAAAAAAACGAACUACGAUGACAAAUCGCCAGGGUUUGAUUUCGAUUCCACUGAUGAUGAAAGUACUCAAAAAGUUCAUAGGGAAAGACAUCACCCAACACUGAAAACAACUAACUACGAGUUUGAUUCCCAUUCCAUUUACGGUGAAACUACUCGAAAAGUUCCAUCAGAAGCCGCGUCUGUAUCUAGUCGGCGCCACAAGGUCAGGUCCAAACACUUCAAUAGCCAAAAGCCACGUUCGAAAUUCAAAGCUCAGAGGAAAAAACUUCCAACACUGAAAACAAUGAACUACAAUGAUAGGUCGCGAGGGUAUGAUAUCGGUUCUAUUUACGGUGAGACUACUCGAAAAGUUCCAUCAGAAACCUUGUCUGUCUCUAGUCGGCGCCACAAGGUCAGAUCCAAACACUUCAGCAGUCAAAAGCCACGUUCAAAAUUCCAGCAUUACUCUAAAGAUCUGUCUGUUAGUCAUGAUAUAAGUAAUUUUGCUCAUUUGCAGGACCGAGCUUCUCACAAACAUGGCCGCAUGCAUGGACAUGAUCAUCAUUCUCUGCAUAAACAGUCAAAAAAUGUCGAAAAGAGUCGUUCAAAAGCUGAAAUGAUUCCCGAGGACGAAAUUACUGAGGAUGUAGGCUCAACUAGUGAAGGAAAUGAUUAUUCUGGAGAUGAUAAACGUCUUUCUUCCUUUUCAUCUUCUGGAAAUUACGAGAAAAACAACCAGCAUCGUCCAGUGGAGGACACUUACAUUGAGGGACAUAAAAAUCCUGCGCUAUCUACUGUGCAGGUUUAUAAACCAGGACGUCAUUCAAAGUUUAGCAAAAGAAAAAAAAUUAAAAGUGAUAAAAACAUCAAGGAGGAAAAUAGUUAUAACUCAGGUGAAGAAUCUGGCGAAAAAGAAGACAAUGAUACUGAUGGUGGCGAGAACCUAAAUCAAGGAUAUCAGGGAUACCCGGCCGGUGGAAAUCCUAAUCAGGGAUAUCCGGCAGGUGGAAAUCCUAAUCAGGGAUAUCCGGCAGGUGGAAAUGAAAACCAGGGAUAUCCAGCUGGUGGAAAUCCUAAUCAGGGAUACCCGGCGCGUGGAAAUGAAAACCAGGGAUAUCCGGCGGGUGGAAGUCCAAAUCAGGGAUAUCCAGCUGGCGGAAAUCAAAACCAGGGAUAUCCGGCUGGUGGAAAUCAAAACGCAGCAGUCGCACCAGCUGCAAAUAAUGGCUCUCCUUUAGCGGGAUUAAAUGGAAUCCUGCCUUUAUUACUUCCCUUCAAUUGCCGUUGUGGAUGCGAAAGAAGGUGUCCAGAUUUAUGUAAUCUUUGCAAAGGUGGUGUUGACGAGGAGAUCAUUGACACGUUAGAGUGUUGCAAGACACAACCGUGCUCUUGUUUAAAUGCUGGAGCGGGUACGACACAACCAGCGGCAGUGGCAGCCCCAUUAGCGGCAGGAGCAGUAGUAGCCCCAAUAGGAGCCCCAGGACCUCCAGUGGCCUCUCAACCUCAACGAGGAACUGCAUUACCAACACCCGCAUCCGCCCCAGCCCAACCACAGCCUAUUCAACAGUCAUAUCCUUCUUUACUCCCGUCUCAACCUGUUGCCGUGCCUCCUCUUCCCCCAUUAGGGCAAGUCAAUCCCGUCUCUCCAUUACAACCUGCAUCAGCGCCACCACUUCCAUCCCAACCCGCCUCAGCGCCACCACUUGGAGCACCUCCUCAACCUUUACCAUCUGGCCCAGGACCUCCAGUUUCUUCACCCGGGCUGCCACUUCCCCUUCCGCCGAAGCCGGAGAUAACUCCUCCUGCAGCAGAGAUUACUCCUCCGAAACCAGGACGCGUUCCACCAAAGCCGGAGAUUCCAGUUCCCGGCCCCCCUGGAUCACUUACUCCACCCAAGCCAGAAAUCCCAGUCCCCGAGGCGCCCAGUUCAGGUGUCCCUCUGAAGCCAGAAACUCCAAGCCAGGGACCAAUUCCCGAGACAGGAACAAAACUUCCACCUAGACCUGGAAUUGGAGGACCUGAAAGAGGACCAGGAAAGCAAUCAUCAUCUACUACACCGGGAUCGUCAAGUCCUGAAGGUCCAGGCCCCCCAGGCUCAUUGGUUGCUCCUCCACCAGAUAGCACAGGUCCUAUCCAGCUUCCGUCUUUACCACCUUUACUACCUGGUGAACCGGGGCCCAGUGCUCCUGCUGCUCCUAAUCCAGUAGCACCUCUUCCAGCUGCGCCUACCCCGACCGUCGUACCGCCGCUCCCUCAGCUACCACUGCCGAAGACAGCUUAUCCUGCUCCUCCGGCACCUCCUCAGGUAUUUAUCAUCAAGGAAAAUAGCGUUUCUGCAAACGAUCCAGAAGACAGCAAGAGUGCAGAGGCACUCGAUAAUUUAAGCCAGUCGUUCGAGAAUGCGUUCACGAAGGCUCUUAAGUCUCAACGAAAGAAAACUAAGCUGCACCAUAAACCUCGUAGAGGGCGUGUUAAUCAAAAGCCAGAGGAAAGAGAAAAUUUGGAUUCAGAAGACGAAGCGACCGAGAACGAAGAGAACGAGGACGACGAGGAGAAGGUGCAGUUUUAUGGCGGCUCACGAGGAGAUUUCGAAGACGAUGAUUUAAAUGAAGACAGUGAUAUCAGUCGAAAAAAUGACAAUGACGAUGACGACGAUAGUGAGGAUGAUAAUGAUAUUGAUCAGAAUAAGGCGGAUGAAGAGCCGCCAUAUGACUUGGACCAACCUCGCUAUUCUCAUUCUCGGCCAUCUUACGAGGACGACGAGCACCAAGAUUCGUCGAGACACGACCAAAACGAUCAGGCACGGAAAAGGAAAAAAUAUUUAGUCCUCGAGCAGUAUGGUAAAAAUGAGGACCUGAGUGAUAAAAAGGCAGAUAGGCACCAGCUGUCAUAUGGUCGCUCUGAAAAUGCAUUUUCCAAUCGAUAUUUUGAACGUCAAGGUUUUGACACUCAUAGAGAAAAACACCCAACACUCAAAAAAACGAACUACGAUGACAAAUCGCCAGGGUUUGAUUUCGAUUCCACUGAUGAUGAAAGUACUCAAAAAGUUCAUAGGGAAAGACAUCACCCAACACUGAAAACAACUAACUACGAGUUUGAUUCCCAUUCCAUUUACGGUGAAACUACUCGAAAAGUUCCAUCAGAAGCCGCGUCUGUAUCUAGUCGGCGCCACAAGGUCAGGUCCAAACACUUCAAUAGCCAAAAGCCACGUUCGAAAUUCAAAGCUCAGAGGAAAAAACUUCCAACACUGAAAACAAUGAACUACAAUGAUAGGUCGCGAGGGUAUGAUAUCGGUUCUAUUUACGGUGAGACUACUCGAAAAGUUCCAUCAGAAACCUUGUCUGUCUCUAGUCGGCGCCACAAGGUCAGAUCCAAACACUUCAGCAGUCAAAAGCCACGUUCAAAAUUCCAGCAUUACUCUAAAGAUCUGUCUGUUAGUCAUGAUAUAAGUAAUUUUGCUCAUUUGCAGGACCGAGCUUCUCACAAACAUGGCCGCAUGCAUGGACAUGAUCAUCAUUCUCUGCAUAAACAGUCAAAAAAUGUCGAAAAGAGUCGUUCAAAAGCUGAAAUGAUUCCCGAGGACGAAAUUACUGAGGAUGUAGGCUCAACUAGUGAAGGAAAUGAUUAUUCUGGAGAUGAUAAACGUCUUUCUUCCUUUUCAUCUUCUGGAAAUUACGAGAAAAACAACCAGCAUCGUCCAGUGGAGGACACUUACAUUGAGGGACAUAAAAAUCCUGCGCUAUCUACUGUGCAGGUUUAUAAACCAGGACGUCAUUCAAAGUUUAGCAAAAGAAAAAAAAAUUAAAAGUGAUAAAAACAUCAAGGAGGAAAAUAGUUAUAACUCAGGUGAAGAAUCUGGCGAAAAAGAAGACAAUGAUACUGAUGGUGGCGAGUAUUAUUAGGAACCUUUUCCUUAAUUACUUUCCCCUUAAAGAUGAUUUCCAGACCAUACUACGCAAUCUCAGCACCCAAAUGUUUAUAAACAUUAUAAAUCCCACUCGAUGGAAUGCGAAUCGUUAUUAUUUGUUACAAACCACAUUCUUAUCCUUGAGGCCUUUCAAAUUCUUUUCCAACAGCUUCAUUGAUUCUUACAGCUGCGAAGCUGUUUCAUCAAGUGAUAUGAGAAAGAACAAAGCAUAAAGCUUCGACCCCUUCGCAUCCAAAAUGGCGGUUGUUUGAAACUUUGAAUUUACUUCAUGUAAGUAGUUGCGAAAUGUUUACAUUAUGUGAUGUCUUUCGUAACACAAAACAAAAAAAGCAAACAAACUCUCGAGAGUGGGCAGUACGGACUGGAAAUCAUCUUUAAGAGUGCUCUCUCUUAAUGAUGGCAACGUUCGUCCCAAAAGAACUCCUUUCCUUCUGUAAAUUAAAUGCACGCUUUUUGUUAUGGGAAAGAUUUGCUUUAGUCUUUGAGCUUUGAAUAAAACCAGUAACAUUUACAAUAACUGUAGUCUUUGCGUCGUUCGUGCUAUUCCAAAUUCUGAAAAGUCUACAAGUAAUUUCUUAUUUAGAAGUAUGGUUGUUUUACUCCAUUAAGUUGGAAAUGCUAUUUGUCCUUCAAGCACGCUAGAGCACGAGCUCGAUUGGAGGGAAAUUAAAGGAAAAUGGAAAGUCUAUCAGCUAUGUUUUCCACUACUUUUAUUAUAGACAACUUGUCUGGACAAUCCUUCUGCAGGGAAAAAGUUGCCCGUUUAAUUUGAGAGCAGUUACCAUAAACAUCAGCACUUCGUUCUAUAGGGUCAAAGGUUGUUUUUUUUUCCUAGAAAAUUCGACUUUUGAUCAUUUAUAUCUUCUAAAAACGAAAUCAAGGAAGAUCAUUGCAAACGUAGCAGGGUAGAUAAUUUAAAUUUGCAUCGAAAACACUCAUUUAUUGAUCGCUGAUUUGUUAAAUUCUAACAAAUUAUUACGUGACACGUCACGUGAUCAACAUAAUAUGCUAAGGCAAAGCGGGACGCCGAGUUUUAUAAUCAGGGAAAAUUCAGCUUCGUGAAACAAAUAUAACAAGAGAUAUAGCUGCCCAAUCAUAAUUCUACUUUACACUACUGACCCGGGCCUUAAACUGCUUGAAAACCCCACAAUUAUUCAAAACUUAUUAAAAUUUUGAAUUUUUUCCUCACUUUUAAACCAAUUUCGCAUGU
Orbicella faveolata is the source of this 8355-nucleotide messenger RNA. RefSeq lists its product as uncharacterized. NCBI's taxonomy places the organism in Eukaryota, Metazoa, Cnidaria, Anthozoa, Scleractinia, Merulinidae. The record is from RefSeq and is a predicted model, not a curated record.